CUUUGGGAACCCUCUCCUUGAUAUAAUAGUGGCUGAAGAGUUUGGAGAGGAAUUGAUUAAAAGAUAUAAUCUUGAAGAAAACAUUGCACAGGAAUUGGACACAAUCUCUGCAGGAAUAUACGAAGAAGUAACUCAACUUCCUGGAACCCUACUGUGUGGUGGAGGAUGUGGAAUGAACAGUGCUAGAGUUUAUCAAUGGUUAGCACAGGAGCCUGGACAAGCAGCUCUUCUAGGAGGAGUUGGAGCUGAUCAAGGGGGCAGAAUACUACAGAAGUUUUUGAACAACUCUGGAGUUGUCAGUUACCUAGCAGAGCAUUCAGAUCUUCCUACUGGACACUGUAUAGCUCUAGUUCAAGGACCAGAGAGAACUUUAGGUAAAUUUAAAGGGAUUGUAUGCAAUACUAUAACCACCCCCCCUUCAUAUCUUCAUACUGGACACUGUACAGAUCUAGUUCAAGGACCAGAGAGAACUUUAGGNUUAAAUACAGUCCUCAACUCAGAGGUUGUGUAUGUAGAGGGAUACUUCUUGAUUCACAGUCCUGAGGUGACCUGCAAGCUAGCCCAGCUAUCGCACAAACAUAACAAGAAGUUUGUGUUCAACCUGUGUGGAGAAUAUGUUUGUGAAAACAUUGAGUUUGUUCAGCAAGUUCUUCAGCUUUUUCCGUACAUAAACUUCCUUUUCGGAAACAGAAGUGAAUUCAAGGCAUUUUUGCGAACUGCACAAGAAAACAAUAUUUAUUCACCCAUUUUACAGAAACUGAAUAAAGUUGAGAGUACAGAAUCCAGUAAUAUCCAGUGCACUAAUAACCUCAGUAAUGAUAAUUAUCUGAUUGCCGUCGUUACCGAAGGAAGUGAGAAAGUUUCUUUGCAUUUUAUUCCACCAGAAGCUGAUUCAAAAACAACAGCUGAUUCUAGUUUAACAGCUGAUAUUUAUUCGUCAGCUGCUGAUUUACCAGCUGAAAGUUCACCAUCUGAUUUAAUAUCUACACCUGAUUUAUCGCCGACAUUUAAAUCCAAAUCAACAACUGAUUCCUGCUCUAUUAGUUUUCCGGUGCCUCCUGUACCAGAAUCCGAAAUACAG
This is a messenger RNA of Eurytemora carolleeae, 1081 nucleotides long. Its product is annotated as adenosine kinase. The record is from RefSeq and is a predicted model, not a curated record. Gene Ontology annotation, biological process: purine ribonucleoside salvage. Gene Ontology annotation, molecular function: adenosine kinase activity. Gene Ontology annotation, cellular component: nucleus; cytosol. NCBI's taxonomy places the organism in Eukaryota, Metazoa, Arthropoda, Copepoda, Calanoida, Temoridae.